AUGAACGGGUUUGAAGUUAAGGAUGAUAUACCCCCGUUGGACGAGUAUGUGCUGAGGGAUGCAGAGAAGUCAAUCGAUCAUCACGCCGAUUCAGCGUCGUCGUAUUCCGGACGCGGCAGUGGUAUAUUGAGCCUCUUUGACCCCAACUACGACAGCAACUCCGUCCUUGAGGAUGAUUCCCCAUACCCCGAGGUUCGCUCUGCCGUGGCGAACUUUGAUGACCCUGAUAUGCCUGCUUCCACCCUACGAGCUUGGGUGCUCGGUAUUGCGUGGGCUAUCCUGUUGCCAGGCAUGAACCAAUUUUUCUAUUUUCGAUACCCCUCAGUGGCGAUUGGAGGUCUUGUCGCUCAAUUACUAGUGUUCCCUGUUGGCCGAGCGUGGGUCCGCAUAUGUCCUCAGUGGUCGCUUUUCGGGACAGAACUAAACCCGGGCCCAUUCACGAUUAAGGAGCACGUGUUAGUCACAAUAAUGGCCAGCGUGGGCGCUCAAAGCGCCUAUGCGACAGAUAUUGUUGCUGUCCAACGCGUCUCCUACGGACAGGCAUGGAGUUUUGCAUGUAAUUGUCUUCAGCUGGGUUUGCUGGAUUUGGCCAGAAAACGUCGAUCACGAAGUGGCUCAUCAAGGGACGCUAAUCGUCAUCAGAAAGUCAACCAAAUAUUUGGGUAUGCUACUUUAACUUUUGCUACCAGUGCUUUGCCGCUCACGAAGCACUUUAGAUACAAGAGCGGAUUGGGAUUUUCUCUAAUCACUUUGGAUUGGAACCAGAUCGCAUUCAUCGGCAGUCCACUUUCAACACCAUGGUGGGCAGAAGCGAAUGUUAUGAUUGGCUUUUUCUUCUUUUACUGGUUCCUCACGCCACUACUAUAUUAUAAGAACGUUUGGCACAGUCAGUACAUGCCGAUAUCAUCGUACAAUGCAUACGACAAUACCGGCGCGAUCUAUAACAUAACCCGGGUUGUCAAUCCCGACGCUACUCUUAAUCGCGAGGGCUACUCACAAUACAGCCCUCUUUAUCUUCCCCAUCAUCCAGCCACUAUCACACACGGUGAGGGAUACCCUUCCAAUGCCGUUCAGGAUGAAUACUGA
Molecule: messenger RNA, 1086 nt
Organism: Psilocybe cubensis
Lineage: Eukaryota; Fungi; Basidiomycota; Agaricomycetes; Agaricales; Agrocybaceae
Exons: 15
Coding region: 1-1086 (361 amino acids)
Biological process (GO): transmembrane transport
Molecular function (GO): oligopeptide transmembrane transporter activity
Source: RefSeq, a predicted model, not a curated record